Molecule: messenger RNA, 967 nt
Organism: Fusarium oxysporum Fo47
Lineage: Eukaryota; Fungi; Ascomycota; Sordariomycetes; Hypocreales; Nectriaceae
Exons: 2
Coding region: 165-593 (142 amino acids)
Source: RefSeq, a predicted model, not a curated record
GCUAAUUCCAACACCCCAUAAUCAUAGUCAUAUCAAUCCUAUUCUCAACGACACCGCAAGAAUCGGCGAAGUUGAGAGCUGUUGCAGCCUCCAUGAUGGCAGGGUAUAUUCAGAUUGAGUUCCAUCCUUCUUGCAAGCAAAGCGCUAAUCAAUACAAACGAUAGAUGGCCCUGCCAAAUACUCCUCCACCAGACUAUCAAACGCCGCGCUUCCCGUCAUUGAACGUCCAGACUCUAUAUGACACCACUGCAGACAAACAAUUUACCCUCUACUAUGUCUUAGAUGUUUGGCGAUUUACUUUACUGUGGACGCUCAUUAUAUAUGCAUGCUUCCACAUGGGGGCAGUUCUGAUCGCCAUGUUUACCCACGGUUGGAAGAAGUCGUCUUGGAGAUAUCUAUGGGCAGUACCUGUCAUCUAUCUCGUUAUUGCUGGGCUUGAGGCUGUCAUGGCCGGGAGUAUUGUUGGCUUAGUGUUGGGAGCUGUUUACUCUGCUGGAUACUACGAGAUGAACACCUGGAUUCCUUGUACCUGGGGGUUCAUCAACGUAUUGGUACUCAUUAUUUCCUCUUUCUCAAUCCAAGGCGGACUUUGAGGAGGGACUACCAAUUACAAAAUACUCUAUCUUCGGCUGGAGACCAGCUUCGAUCCGUCGCAAACCACCGAUACCUUACUACGUCACGAAGGUGGCCAUUUUGCGCUUGAUUCUCUGCACAAGAAGGGCUACGUUCUAACUUUAGGGCAUAUGGAAAGGCCACCGAUUUCACACUACGUAUUUGUCUGAAGGCCAGCCCAAAGUAAGCUGCUUUGACUUCGAAUUGCGUUUUGUCGAGUGCGCACUUUGAGCAUUGGAACUAUGACCAUAUACCAUGUACAGGAGCAUUAACCGGUGGAAAUCUUCGGAAGAAGUACAGCUUAGGGCAUCGGUGCAUAGCUUUGUUUACAAUAUACCCAUUGUUGUUUCUAGAA